AACGAGAUGAUAAAACGUAAACAUCCUAGAUUGUAUAAAUACUGAUAAAACUGAAAUGUGGACAUCAGAUACUCAGGAUUCACUGUUGUAGUCACUACUAUCUCAAUACAAACCUACAAAAAUGAUGAAGCUGGCAGUAUUCCUGGCGCUGGUGGCGGCGGCGGCGGCGGGCGACGCGAGCAGCUUCUCGUACGGCGUGGCGGACCCGCUCACCGGGGACUUCAAGAGCCAGGUGGAGAGCCGCGCCGGGGACCAGGUGACCGGCCAGUACUCGCUGCUGGAGGCCGACGGCUCCCGGCGCACCGUGGACUACGCGGCCGGCGCUGAGGGCUUCAACGCCGUCGUGAGGAAGGACCCGGCCGUCGUCGCCGCCGCGCCCGCCGCCUACGCUUACCCCGCCGCGCCCUACGCUUACCCCGCCGGCUUCCCGUACGCCUACUCCGGAGCGUACCCCUACGCCUACUCUGCAGCGUACCCCUAUGCCUACUCCGGAGCGUUCCCCUACACUGCUGCGCCUUACUACGGAUACUCCGCUGCUCCUUUCGUCCGUUUCGCAGUACUCGCCCUCCUGGCCGUCGCCGCCCACGGCAGCGCGGUGCACGGCGGCAACUACAACAGCUUCUCGUACGGAGUGCACGACCCGCACACCGGCGACGUGAAGAGCCAGCACGAGACCCGGCACGGGGACAGCGUGGUCGGCCAGUACUCGCUGCUGGAGGCCGACGGCUCGCGCCGCACCGUCGACUACGCCGCUGACGCGCACUCCGGCUUCAACGCCGUCGUGCGCAAGGACCCCGCCCUGGUCGCGCACACUCCCGUCGUGGCCCACGCCGCGCCUGCCGUCUACAGCGCUCACGCCGCUCCUCUGUCGUACGCUGCCGUCUCACCCCUGACUUACGGAGCUCACGCCGCGCCCCUCGCCUACGCGUCGCACGCUGCUCCCCUCGCCUACGCAUCUCACGCUGCUCCCCUCGCCUACGCGUCUCACGCUGCUCCCCUUGCCUACGCGUCCCACGCUGCUCCCCUCGCCUACGGAGCGUACGCCGCCCCUGCCGCCUACGGCGCUCACUUGGGAUACUCCAAACUGUACUAAGCCAUGAUGUUAAAAAGAUGUGUGCUGUGAUAAUAAAACUGUAAAUAUAAACGAGAAA
Plutella xylostella (diamondback moth) is the source of this 1151-nucleotide messenger RNA. NCBI's taxonomy places the organism in Eukaryota, Metazoa, Arthropoda, Insecta, Lepidoptera, Plutellidae. The record is from RefSeq and is a predicted model, not a curated record.